This is a messenger RNA of Centrocercus urophasianus (Greater sage-grouse), 3524 nucleotides long. RefSeq names its product 3-hydroxybutyrate dehydrogenase 2 (gene BDH2). The transcript is spliced from 10 exons. The record is from RefSeq and is a predicted model, not a curated record. NCBI's taxonomy places the organism in Eukaryota, Metazoa, Chordata, Aves, Galliformes, Phasianidae. Gene Ontology annotation, biological process: siderophore biosynthetic process. The coding region runs from base 90 to 827 and encodes 245 amino acids. Gene Ontology annotation, molecular function: 3-hydroxybutyrate dehydrogenase activity. Gene Ontology annotation, cellular component: cytoplasm.
CAACAAGCACAGCAGGGAAGUCAUAAGACUUCCUUUUUCACAAAGGUCGUUACACGUACCAAGCUGGCUGAGAUCUUUUGGCCAGCAGCAUGGGGCGGCUUGAUGGGAAAGUAAUACUUCUGUCUGCUGCAGCACAAGGGAUUGGAAAAGCCACUGCUAUCGCUUUUGCUAAAGAAGGAGCCAAAGUCAUUGCUACAGACAUCAAUAAGACUAAGCUGCAAGAACUGGAGAAGUAUCCAGGCAUUCAAAUACGGGUUCUGGAUGUCACCAAAAAGCAAGAGAUAGAAGACCUGGCAGAGGAAAUUGAAAGGAUAGAUGUCCUCUGUAAUAUUGCAGGGUUUGUUCAUCAUGGGACCAUUCUGGAUUGUGAAGAACAAGACUGGAACUUUACUAUGAACCUCAAUGUUCGCAGCAUGUAUCUAAUGAUCAAGACAUUCCUUCCUAAAAUGAUUAAACAGAAAUCUGGAAAUAUUAUAAAUAUGUCUUCUGUGGCAUCCAGCAUGAAAGGAGUGGUGAACAGAUGUGUAUACAGUACUUCCAAGGCAGCAGUUAUUGGUCUAACAAAGUCUGUGGCUGCUGAUUUCAUUGAGCAAGGGAUCAGAUGCAACUGUGUAUGUCCUGGAACUGUUGACACACCAUCUUUACAGGAAAGAAUCAAAGCCCAGCCCAACCCAGAUCAGGCACUGAAAGAUUUCCUAGCCAGACAGAGGAUUGGCAGGAUGGCUACUGCUGAAGAAGUGGCCCAUCUCUUUGUGUACUUGGCUUCUGAGGAAUCUGCCUACAUGACUGGCAAUGAAGUUGUCAUUGAUGGAGGAUGGAGCCUGUAAUCAACUCUACCUGCAGAUGGAAAUCCAUACAAUGAAAGGCAAAAAGUGAGGAUCAUGUUUCUCAGUUAAGAGUUUUCAAAGUUUUAAAUCAUUUAUAGGAUGUAUUCUAGAACAAAUUUGGUGCAUUUUUAUGGUUAUGUGGUCUCAUUCUACGUCUCGGUCUUGUUUUAAGCAAAUCUAAAUGAAAGGAAUUAAUGCUAUCAUUAUUCUCAGCCUAGAAAAUAUUUAGAAUUUAAACAUUCACAAUUCUUAGCAGCAUUAAGAAAUUAUCCAGAGAAAACAGACUACUUUUAAAGCAGCCAAAAAAUUAUCAAGUUAAUAUUAAUUUUAAACAACAGAAGAAAGCAGAAGUGGUAUAUGUGAAGGUUGAAAUGAUUUUGUUACUCAUGACAGACAUCUACUUUUAGAGAACACACUAGAUCUUGCAAAUUAUACCUGAAAAUCUAUCCUGCUUUGCAGACUUUUGUUUCUGCUCAUUUCUAUCGUUAGCAGGAUGGUUUUUGAAAACAGUAAUGACUAUAGAAAAAUAGUUUGUAUUGGACUGUUGAAAAGAAUCUGACUUGAGACUGACAUCCAGAAUAGAAGGUGCAAGACUGUCAGAGACACUGGAUUUACAGUGCAUGGGCAGAAGAAAUUCCUGCACAUACAGUAAGGAGUCAGUGUACAUGCACAGCUGUUUUCUGCAACUACCAUAUCCAUUUUCCCAUACACUGGACAAGUUAGACUGUUGGAAUUUUGAACAACAAGAAAUCAUAGCCCAAAAAGCUAUGACCAUUAGAAGCAGUAGGACUGGCUGCCUUGUAGUUCCACAGUGUUUUUUGUUUAGGCAUAUGAAGAUUAUAGACAUUGUCUUUGUGAAGCAGAGAUGAUAGAAGAUAAAUCGUUAUAAUGGCUGUUCACAGAAUCACAGAAUGGCCAGGAUAGGAAGGAACCUCAAUCAUGAAUCUCCAAUCCCCUGCCACAUGCAGGGCCACCAACCUCCCCAAACUAUUUCAUUAGUGGCAUAUUCACUCUUAAAAUGGUUUUGAAAAUAUCUUAUCUUUUUCUUCUGUUUUUCAUGUGCAGAACACUAUUCAAGAAUAUCACUCUGAUAGACGUAUAUGUGUAAGCAGUGUUCUUAGAUACACAUGUGAAUUUUCCAGAAUGUAUUUUACUUCUGGUAUAAAGCAAAAGGAGUGAGAUUUUUACCACUCUAGAUAGAGCAAAUAUGUUCCUCUCCCAGAAGGAUUUACUAGUGAAUGUACGAAUACAGGACAAAUAUUAUCAAUUCUACAGAUUAGGUUCUGUGCUUAGAUAUUCCAUUGCUUGACUCUCAGACAGAAACAUAGUUCUUGCUAAAAUUAAAACUAAACUUCUCUCAAAAUGAUUGUAUCUACAAGAGUUUGUAUUGAUAUUUUUAUCAUAGUAGCACAAUGGAGCUUUGAUUUACGAAUUGGAAACUGUCAUGGUAAGGAAUCAUACUGAGAAGAAGAAAAAAAAAAAAAAAAAGCAUGACCCAAAGACCUAAGGCAAUGAAUAAUCUGAAUUCCAGAACUAUCUGUUACACUAACAGUUAAAAUUGACAUGAAUGACAUGGACUGAAUUCCUAUAAAUAUGGCUUUUUGUUUGAGAAUGAAGCUAUAUGCCAUUUGUUUUUUUCAUAUCUAUGAAAAAUAUGUAUGAAACUCAUACACAUAUAGGGGAAGAAUUAAGAGAUAAAUGCUACUGAGUAUUAUUGGUCAUUAAAAAGUGGGAAAAACAUGUACUCGUUUUUGUAACAGUGACACGUUUUUAAAUGACUGGAGUUCUUCAGUGUUUGGUAAGGCAUUAAUAGAAAUUAUUCUAUUUCAAAGAUAAAGAACAUACCUGGUUCAAAUCAGCCUUUGUACAAUCAGUCAGUUUGUACAAUUUGUGUGUUUGCUUACAGAUUUAAAAUGAGAAGUAUUGUGGAGCCUGCUUCCUCAGACUGGUUAUGGACUUUAGCUCUUACCUUUAAUUGUAGUGGGAAUGUUCCAAUCCUGUGUAGUUUGUCUGUGGGAUUUUGAGUUACGCUCUCUGGCAUUUCAUUCAGGUGACCUCAGCAGCCAAGCAGGAUGAAGUUGGAACAAAAAUCCUAAGUUAUCCAAAACGGCUCCACCACUACUCACUGAUGUAAAGUCAAAUGUUGAAAGUUGAGGCCGACAGGAUUCUGUUUCGGUGUUUGCAGAGGUUAAGGUGAAGGCCAAAGUCCUCCUUCUGUAGAUGGUAUAAAGGGCUUACCUUGGGAAGGGGAUCUCCACACUUGUAGCAAUGCAGGAAGUUUGUGCUAUUUUGAAAAUGAAAAUUCUCUCAAAUUCAUCAUUAUGAAUUACUGAUUGCAUAAAGAACUUUAACAGGUAAUAUUUCUAAGCUCAUUGGUGAAUGUAAUACACUGGCGCUACUCAAAUAUUGUUUAGACAAAACACUCCUGCAACAGAAGGAGAUAGCAUCCACUUUCUACAUUGUACUGAAAGCACAGAUACAGGCAUUUUCCAGUGAAGCUGGUUGUCAAAAACAAAAACAGCAAUAACCACACCAACAGCGAUUGCUGUCUCUUGCCUCUUUAACGGUGUGUGUGUGUUGCAGGGUUGUGUUAACAGCCAAAAGUCUGAAAUGUGCCUCUACACAUCGAGUGUUUUCAAGCAGGCUUACUGGCAUUAUUAAAAGAUAAUCCUUUCUAAUAUUCUUGUGUUCCCUGAA